Colletotrichum lupini is the source of this 936-nucleotide messenger RNA. RefSeq names its product ER protein BIG1. Gene Ontology annotation, cellular component: endoplasmic reticulum membrane. Gene Ontology annotation, biological process: (1->6)-beta-D-glucan biosynthetic process; fungal-type cell wall biogenesis. NCBI's taxonomy places the organism in Eukaryota, Fungi, Ascomycota, Sordariomycetes, Glomerellales, Glomerellaceae. The record is from RefSeq and is a predicted model, not a curated record. Bases 1 to 936 code for a protein of 311 amino acids. The transcript is spliced from 4 exons.
AUGCGUCUAUCAAGAACAGCAGGCCUCAUGGCCUUGUGCGCCUCGGUGCAGGCCUUCACCGACUCCUCGCCCUUCAUCAUGCUCUCGACCGCUGAGUUCGCGAAGUCCAACCCCGCUCAGCUUCAGACUCAGUUCCAGGUCGUCAAGGCCGUUCAGGGUCUCCUCUCCUCCUGCCCGACAGACCGCUACCUUCUCGUCUCCCAGCCCAACGUCAACGCGGCCGACAUCCGCAACCCAGCCAGCGGCGACUGCCAAUCGCCCAACCUGUGCCGCGCCAUCUCCGACAAGGACGCUCGCGGCGUCUACAGCGUCGCCGAGGUCGUCGGCGAGGUGCCCAUCGGAAAACUGGCCGAUUACAUCAAGAAGUCGUGCGCGGGCAAGACGGUCGAGGUCGAGGAGGCCAGGCUCGCUGCCCUCGGACGGGACGCGAGAGCCGCCACACUCGCCGACAACGACCACGCCCUGGGCCAGCGCCUCGAGAAGCUGCGCAAGGCGUCGGAUUCGUACACCGUCAUCUACCUCGCCAGCCCCUCGGAGCCCACCUACGAGGCCGAGUUCACCACCGAGCCUCUGCACGCGGAGCUCAAGCGCCACGAGGCGAGCCUGCGACACGUCAGGAGGGCCGACAACCAGACCGAGUGGAGCAAGCUGCCUCUUUUUGAAAAAUACGUCUUCUUCUCCCCAGGCGUCUUCCACGCCAUUAUCGCCACUAUUGUUCUCUUCAGCAUUCUCGGUGUCGGCAUCAGGGCUCUCGCCAGCCUCGAGAUCCCGUACGGUGCUUUCGAGAAGGAGAACGGCCCUGCGGCUCACAAAAAGGCCCAGAGUGCCUCCUUCAACAACCUGUGUAUUUCAUUUGAGAACGUCGGGAGUUAUCGGCUGGCUUUUGACAGGCAUGUUUCGAGUAAAGGCGGAGGAACCAAGGGGCAUGAUACUUAG